AUAUUAUUUUCUCUUAUAUUAUAAAUUUAAGUACUCAUUCACCUCAGUACUACGCAAAUGUGGUCUGAAAUGCUUUUCACAAACUAAAACUUCGGUAUUUUAUUUUAUUAUUAAUGUUUUUUCUCAAUCUUCAUAAGGUUGUGAAGCAGGGCUGAAACAAAAAGUAUACCAGAUAUCUAACAUACAAAAUUAUGGAUCUCCCAGAGGGAAGUGAAUCAUUUCAAGCUCAAUCCCACUUGUAUAAACACAUGUUAAACUACAUAAGCUCCAUGUCUCUCAAAUGCGCAGUUGAGCUUGGCAUACCAGACAUAAUCCACAACCAUGGCCGACCCAUCGCUCUCUCUGAUUUGGUCACAGCACUGGAGAUUCACCCAUCAAAAACUAGCUUCGUUUACAGGCUCAUGUCCCUCUUGGUACACUCCGGUUUCUUUGCUGCAACACUACCACUUCAUACAAAACAAAAACAAGGAGAUCACAGUAAAGGAGAUGAAGAAGCAGAAGCAGCAUAUGAUCUCACCCCUCAUUCGAGGCUCCUCCUAAAAGAUAAGGUCCCAUGUCUGUCACCACAUAUUCUUACGCUUUGUCCUGCUUUUCUAACUGCAUGGCAAUUCUUGGGAAACUGGCUUAAAGGGGACAAAGGAACUAAUCCAUUUGAGAUUGCACACGGAAUGACGCUUUGGGAAUAUGCAGAUCAGAACCCAGCAUUUAACAAUCUAUUCAACGAAGCAAUGGCCAGUGAUUCUGGGAUGCUGAACUUGGUUAUUAGAGACUGCAAACCUGUUUUCCAAGGCUUGGGUUCUUUGGUUGAUGUAGGAGGAGGUACAGGAAAAGUCGCUAAAAUCAUCUCCGAGGCAUUUCCUCAGUUGAAGUGCACAGUGCUUGACCUGCCCCAUGUGGUUGCUAAUUUGCACGACACAGAGAAGGUGAAGUUUAUUGGAGGCGAUAUGUUUCAUUCUAUCCCUCCAGCUGAUGCCCUUCUGCUUAAGUUGACUUUACACGCUUAUAGUGACGAGGAAUGCUUGAAAAUUCUAAAGAAAUGCAGAGAAGCAAUUCCAAGCGAGGGAGGAAAGGUUAUUAUCAUAGAUAUAGUGAUUAACAAGGAAAAGGAGGAGCACCAGGUGACAGAAGCAAAGCUGUUUUUUGACAUGUUGAUGAUGGUUGUGGUUACUGGAAGAGAGAGAAGCGAGAGAGACUGGGAAAAGCUCUUCUUGGAGGCUGGUUUCAGAAGCUACAAGAUUUUACCCUUAUUUGGUUUAAGGUCUCUAAUUGAGGUUUAUCCUUGAUUAGGAAUCCUCAUUCUAUUGAGAAAUUAUGCUUGUCACGAUUGAUCAACGGCUAAAUAAAUUUAUUGUUUUAGAUAUUAUCAUGAUG
This is a messenger RNA of Ziziphus jujuba (common jujube), 1371 nucleotides long. RefSeq names its product trans-resveratrol di-O-methyltransferase. Gene Ontology annotation, biological process: methylation. NCBI's taxonomy places the organism in Eukaryota, Viridiplantae, Streptophyta, Magnoliopsida, Rosales, Rhamnaceae. The transcript has 2 exons. The record is from RefSeq and is a predicted model, not a curated record. The coding region runs from base 192 to 1283 and encodes 363 amino acids. Gene Ontology annotation, molecular function: protein dimerization activity; S-adenosylmethionine-dependent methyltransferase activity; O-methyltransferase activity.